AUGAGGUUAUUCUCACUUGCGCCCUUUCUCGCCCUCGCUGCGGCCCUCCCGGCCCCCGGAAACGGCAACGGCAAGCCCGAUAAUGGGCAGCACAACGGUAACGGUGGCAAUGGCUGCAACGGCAAGGGCAACCCACACUGCCAGGGCGGCUCGACGCGUCCCACCAUCACGCCAAGCCCGAUGCAGCCGCGCGUACCCUUCCCGUCCCCCGCUGUGCGGACGCGUGACUGCGUCGUGCCCGUGUCGGGCGGGGACGACUCGGAGGCCAUCCUCGCCGCCAUGCAGAGUUGUAACAAUGGCGGGCGUGUCGUCUUCGAGAAGGACUCGACGUACACCAUUGGCACGGCUUUGGAUCUUACCUUCCUCCAGUCGAUCGACCUCGACAUUCAAGGUACAAUCAGGUUCACCAACGACACCGACUACUGGCAGAAGGCCGGCUUCAGCUUCGUUUUCCAGAACGUGACCACCUUCUUCAAACUCGGUGGUGAUGACGUGUUCAUCUACGGCGGCGGCACGCUCGACGGCAACGGACAGGCGUGGUACGACCUGUUCGCCAAGGACAAGCUGAUCAUGCGCCCUGUUCUGAUGGGCGUCGACGGGCUCAAGAACAGCAUCAUCGCCGACCUCAAGUGGCGGUACUCGCCGCAGUACUACUCGUUUGUCGCCAACUCGAGCAACGUCGUGUUUGACGGCAUCGACAUUACUGGGCGCAGCAAGAGCGAGCAUGAGGCCAAGAACACGGACGGGUGGGACACGUACCGCUCGACCGACAUUACGAUCCAGAAUGGACACGUUGACAAUGGCGACGAUUGUGUGAGCUUCAAGCCAAACUCGACACACAUCCUCGUCCAGUCGAUGUGGUGCAACGGCUCCCACGGCAUGUCGGUUGGCUCGCUGGGCCAGUACGCUGGCACGUUCGACAUUGUCGAGCAUGUCUACGUCGCCAACAUCUCGAUGAAUAACGCGUCGGACGGAGCGCGCAUCAAGGUCUGGCCUGGCAGCGCAGCCUCGAUGAGCGUCGACUUGCAGGGCGGCGGCGGCGAGGGUCGCGUCAACAACAUUACGUUCACCGACUGGCAGCUGACCAACGUCGACUACGCGAUGACGAUCACCCAAUGCUACGGGCAGAAGAACGCGACACUGUGCACCGAGUUCCCAUCCAAGUUGACCAUCUCGGACGUAACGUUUAAGAACUUUGCGGGACAGGCGAGCACAAAGUAUGCCCCGCAGAUGGCCUAUUUCCAGUGCUCGUCGCCUGACGUGUGCUACGGCAUUCGCGCCGAGAACAUCAGCGUGACCUCGCCCGCUGGGGCCAAGCAGGCGUUCUGCUUCAACAUGGACAAUAGCGCCCUCGAUGUCCAGUGCACGACGCAGAACAACCCGGGGGAGCACUCUGGCGGUGCUAAAUAG
Molecule: messenger RNA, 1410 nt
Organism: Cutaneotrichosporon cavernicola
Lineage: Eukaryota; Fungi; Basidiomycota; Tremellomycetes; Trichosporonales; Trichosporonaceae
Gene: pgaX
Exons: 4
Coding region: 1-1410 (469 amino acids)
Biological process (GO): carbohydrate metabolic process
Molecular function (GO): polygalacturonase activity
Source: RefSeq, a predicted model, not a curated record